AUGCCAAUGGCAGAUAACCUGAUCAAAAGGCGCAUUACCAAUAUCAACCCAGCAUGCAGUUUCUGCAACAACCACACUGAAACCCUAUCACACCUCUUCCGAGACUGUGAGUUUUCACAAAGAAUAUGGAGUGCCUCUCUAGGAAUUGUAGCAACUCAGGGAGAUCACCUUUCGAUUCAGGACUGGAUAAGAAAUUUCCUCAAUCUCUUUAGAAAGAAAAAACAAAAGGAGGAAAGAAAGAUAGAAUCAGACUUCAUAUCCACUCUUUGGGGAAUAUGGAUCCACAGGAAUGAAAUUAUCUUCAACAAAGCAAAGAAGAAUCCAUCAAGAAUUUUAGAUAUCAUCUCGGAUUCUAAUAGAAGACUACACAGGAUCAACAAUAAGCAAAGCGAGUUCAGAGAACAUGUCAAGGGAGAUGCAAAAACAAUCAGCUCUAAACCAAUGGAAUGGUCUUCGGGAACGAAAUCUACAACCACAAUGCAAAUUUUAGAAGUGGAUGGGGCGUGGAAAAAUAGAAAAGGAGACCAGUGGCGAGCCGCAAUAGCUUGGAAAAAUAAGAAUGAGGAUCAAGGAGAAGAAUCAGCAGCCAGGAUAUUCGCCAACUCACCAGUCCAAACUGAAGCUUACGCAGUCCUAAAAGCAUUACAAGACAUGGAAUGGAAGUGCUCAGACAUAACAAUAAGAACAGAUAACUUAGAAGUGGUACAAGCUCUAAAGAAUCGAGGACGGACAAACAAGAAUAUAGACCCAAUAAUAGCUGACAUAAAACGAAUAGCAAGGAGUUUUCACUUUGUUUCUUGUAUCAAGGUAGGAAGAGAAGGUGUUAAACUUGCCCACAACUUAGCCACUAAGGCAAGGAAAGGCGAGAUUUAA
This is a messenger RNA of Beta vulgaris subsp. vulgaris (sugar beet), 873 nucleotides long. RefSeq lists its product as uncharacterized. NCBI's taxonomy places the organism in Eukaryota, Viridiplantae, Streptophyta, Magnoliopsida, Caryophyllales, Amaranthaceae. The transcript has a single exon. The coding region runs from base 1 to 873 and encodes 290 amino acids. The record is from RefSeq and is a predicted model, not a curated record. Gene Ontology annotation, molecular function: nucleic acid binding; RNA-DNA hybrid ribonuclease activity.